Liolophura sinensis is the source of this 2086-nucleotide messenger RNA. RefSeq lists its product as uncharacterized. The record is from RefSeq and is a predicted model, not a curated record. Gene Ontology annotation, molecular function: protein binding. The transcript is spliced from 13 exons. The coding region runs from base 133 to 1749 and encodes 538 amino acids. Lineage: Eukaryota; Metazoa; Mollusca; Polyplacophora; Chitonida; Chitonidae.
AUUCUACUGGAAAUGAUGUCAAGUUAGGUACGCUUGCUAGGUGGACGGAAGGUGUUGGACAGCAGCACCAUCAGAGUUAGUCAGCGCCAUCAUUCUUCGAGACUUGAUAAACUGCGUAGACCAACCAUUAUUAUGUGUGGAAAACUGAUUUCCACAGUCUUCUUCCUACUGGCCAUAUUCGUCCUUGUGAAUGCUCAGUUAAAAUGGAGACUAGAAGACGACGGCCAAUCAGUGGCUCCAACACGACGCCGGGACGCGGGGUUAGGCUAUGAGCCUGAGAGUAAUGUUUUAGUUCUGUUUGGAGGGAAAGACAUCAACAAUAAACACCUUGAUGACACCUGGAUAUAUUCCAUAUACAGUGGACGAUGGCGCAACGCUACAUCAACUGACCGCCCGCCUGCACGACGAAGUUUUGUGUACGGGUCUGUCGGAAAACGGUUCUUCAUCGCCACAGGUGAAGGAAAGCCCUUGCUUAACGACAUCUGGGAAUUCAACUUCACAUCGGAGUCGUGGAAACAACUCCCACAGAAAACUUGCGAUACAGAGUCACAAAUUCCGCAGCCAAGGUAUGGCGGAGCAGGCGGUAUUCACCCUGAUUCCGAUCAGCUAUACGUGUCUCUGGGUUUCGGCAAGGUGCGCUACUUUGACACCUUUGUCUACAAUAUUUCAAAGAAAUGCUGGAAAGAAGUGACGUCAGGGGCUUCCAAUGUGUACAACCCAUCCUACCCGCAUGCUCGAUGCCUUCACGGUGGGGCUAUGACGGAUAAAAACGAGCUGGUGAUAUUCGGCGGUUGUCUUGGGGGAGGGGGUGUAGCCGGCCCCUGCCCAACCGGAGACACGUGGAUGCUAAGGAAGGAUACACGCGGUGACAUGAAGUGGACUGAAAUGGAGUAUUGUCCUCUGCCCAGGAUAUACACAACAAUGGCCAAGUUACCAUCCCCAAGCCGUAAGGCCGUGUUAUACGGAGGAGUAGAGAAAAGUAAACAAGUUCUGACAACAAGUGAAAUUCCACCCAAUGAGAUCGCCAUCUUUGACUCUCUCAGUAAAACGUGGACUUUAAAACAGACACAGGAAAAGAAUUCCCCAGAUAGGCGAGCCUCGGCUGUCAUGGUAACAGUAAAAGAAGGUAUUUAUAUGUUCGGGGGAGUUUCUAUGGAGAGUGGCGGGCUGAUGAACGACUUGUGGCUACUAGAAGGGGAUGCGGACAAAUCUCCCACGCUCGACACCUGUAACCGGUUGUUCAUUAACCACAUUGCGGUACACGGAAUACUGAUGUUCCUGGGAUGGGGAGUGUUUCUCCAGCUUGGGGCCUUCGUUGCCAUGUACUGCAGGGGCAGCAGCAGUACUUGGUUCCGAUUUCACUUUGGACUGCAGACAUUUGGCCUACUCCUCAGCCUAGCGGGCUUGGUAUUCGCUGUUUUAUCCGUUGAUAUCUUCAAGACUCACUUCACCCAGGCCCACAGCGUCAUCGGCCUAAUCGUGAUGAUAGUGGGAUGUCUGCAGCCUUUGAAUGCGGUUUUCCGGCCACAUAUUAGUAAGGUGAAGACAAUCAAGCGAAGAGUGUGGGAAUUCUUUCACAAGAAUCUAGGCCGUAUUGUUCUGCCUUUGGCCACUGUGAACAUCACCCUGGGCAUGUUUGUGGGUGUGGUGCCUCGUCCAAUCUGGAUCGCCUGGGUGGUGUAUUGGGCAGUCCUUGCCUUUAUGUGCAUUCUGGCGGAGCUUUGUAAAAUGCGACGCGUCAAAGAAUAAAGUUUUACAGGCAUUCUCCUUAAAAAUCAUUUAAUUAAAUGUUACGACAUUAAAGCACAGAAUUGUGUCACUGAAAUGGGCCACCGGGUACUCUUUUGACUUGGGUGAGCGAAUAAAUAAAACAUAGCUUUUUGUUCAUACAAAUUUAUGUGUAAUAAAAACAGAGUAAGUCCCAUUGUAAAUACAUGCGAGCGAAUAAAUGACAAAUGACAGAGAAAUAUAUGUACUUUUGUUCUACAUAUCAAGUUUUUAGAAUACGCUUUACAAAAUGUAAGGAGAAAAGCUGAUGCAAUGAAUUUCUUAUAACGUUAACAUCUUUGAUCCGAAGAUGCUGUUU